UCGCAUAUAGAGUGAGUUGGGAAUUAGACAUCAGCAGACCGAUCAUGAAACAUGGCGGGUUGGGUCUCGGGCGGUCAAUAUGUUCUUUCAAGUAGUGCCCAUUCCUGCCCCGAUAAAACCGCCUUACUGCUCAAACUCACCGACUCAUCACUCAAGACCAUCGAACGAUAUCAGAAAUCCAAGGGCUACACAAAGGAGACUCCCUCCAUUUUGUUCAAAGGAAGGAAGGGGAUAAUAACAUUUCCGGUCCGAGAUGGAGGAGACAGCGAUGGAUUCCAGGACUUCAAGUUCACGGUUCAACCAUUGUCGGUUCCCACUGGAAGCAGCUACGAAUGCAUCCAGCAAUUCAAAAACAGUAAGGGGGAACCUCAUCUGGACUCCAUCAGCCAGAUCAAGACCAAGGUGAUUGUCUCAGCCACCGACGAUGUCUACCAAACCACUCAGGAGAAAAUGAAACUUGCCGAUGAAGAAAUGAAAAAAAUCAGCACGAAAGAAGUCAGCCAGAAAGAAGUAAAAGCCACCCGUAAGGUCAACAGAAUCACCAAGCGGCCCAGCCUGACAACUCAAACUAAAUCGACCCACGUACAACGCUCCAGUCAGCCCAGCCACAGUAAACCAAGCCACACGUCAAGUGCAAUAAGCAGGAGUAAUGGUACCCUGGCUCCGUCUAGCAGAACACCACAAGUCACGGCGAAGGGGGCCCCGACUAGUAAACCUGCCACCCCCAAUAGAUCAUACAGGGACCGUGUGAUCCAUCUCCUAGCAUUAAGACCUUACAAGAAGCCAGAAUUGAUCCUAAGACUACAGAAGGACGGCAUUGCAAUGAAGGACAAGAACCAACUCAGCAACAUCCUAUCACAGGUUGCGACGUUAUCACGGGAGAACGCCUACAUAUUGAACAAGCAUUUGUACAGCGAAGUCCAAGAGGAUUGGCCAUUGUAUAGUGAUGUAGAUAGACAGUUAUUAAGAAAGAAUCUAAGAAGUUUAAACCAGAAAGAACAUUCCUCCUCUGUAAACUCCACUCCAUCCGUGUCAUUGUCAUCGUCAUUGUCAUCCUCGUCAUCCUCAUCCUCGUUGAAGCAAGCGUUUGUAAGGACGGUGACAAGAAUGCCAUCCAAAGAUGUCCCCCAGACCAGACCGGUCGCCAAGCCUGACCCUGUACGGACUGCCGCUGACAAAUUCAAAGCCAGAAUAUCGCAUAAGAGACCACUCUUGCCAGACGUCGUUGAUUACAAGCAGCCGAAAAAGACCCGAAUUGCCCACAACACUAAAAAGCUAAGCCCUACACCCGACGCGACGUCAUUGUCAUGUUCCCCACCUUCCAAGUACGAUGUCAGCAGUACCACCAAACAGUCACCAGACUAUAAUGCACCUAGUCGUACUAGUAAACCGCAGGAGGAGAAGGACACCAAGUGCCGGGUACCAGUGACGGAAUCCAAAGCCAAGCCUGUGGUCGGGAAGCAGUCACCACCUAGUGAUGUGUCGUCAACAUCUAGUGGACCAGAUUAUCUGAACAAAUUCACAACGAUCACCUCCCACGAACAGAAACAGCGCUACAGGGAAAUAUUCAACAAGGAGUACAUAGAAUACAAGAAGAUGCAUGCCUACGUCGAGAGCGUCACGCUCAAGUUUACCAAGUUAAAAGAGGAACUACACCGAGCGGCCGAGGACAGUGAGGAGUAUCGACAGAUCAAGCAGAAAGUCCUUGAUGAGUAUACCAAAAUUCAAGAGGAUUCCGUGUAUCAGAAGAAAGAAUCUCGCUGGAGGGAACUGCACGACAAGCUAGGUCACAUCAAAGGAGUGAUUGCAGCCUACGACAACACCAGACAACGAGUCACGACAACAUAGAGAAAACGUUUGAAACCAGUAUUUCCAUUCCAAUCGCACAACUGACAUUCUUGCACAAGGAGGUAUUCCAGAAAGGGAGGUAUUUUCUGAAGAAGGUAUUUUCAGAAAAAAAAGUGGUACAUCUUGAUUUUGGGAAUGAGGGGCAAAGUGUGUAGAGCUUCUUAACCUCCUUGACCCUUUAAAAUCCACCAAAAAUUUUCCGUUGGAAUUUGUAGGAUUGAGGAAGGUAGAGGCCAGCCCAUAUUACUUCAAGGAGACUUGAUAUCUGUUGAAAGUUCAAGUACAACGGAAACUCUACGCACUUUAAAUAUGACCAUAUUUGAACACCGGUUUUGGCACGAGUUAGAUGGACUCGCCACUGAAAAUCCAAGCCAUUGCCAGAUACAUAAUGUCCUUAAUCUUGUUUGAGAAAAACAUGUGCCAUUGGGUACAGCACUGUGUUGGACGUGUUUGCAAACUGUGACAGAUUCAUAGUGAAAAGUUCGGAUGAAUUUGUGCCUGGAUGCAAACGAUGAUUUUAAAAUGCUGAUUAUUAAAUUAAAGAGGAUAAGAUCAUGCAAAAUAGAUUAAGUUCUCCCAACCCCCACUCCCAAUCACUUGAUGUGCCACUAAAAUGAAGUUGAAAUGUUUGGCUUCCAAACAAAAUUGUCAACGCUAGUUUGUGUGCCUGUAACGGCCCGUCUAAAUUCACAUAUGGGACGAGUUCCGUGCAAGUUUGCGGACAUUGUAGACGUUGCGGGAUUCUGACCAACUUCCGUGCAAUCUUCCCGCAAUGAAGUCAUCAGUACUGGCGAGUCAAACAGUUGCUGAUGACAAUUUCCCAAAACAUGUCUGAGACGAAUGCACAGCUUCUUCCAGACAAAGUGAAUGAAUCUACCCGCAACUUGUCCGGAACUUGUCCUGAUUAUGAAUAGAGACGGGCCUUAGAUGCAUUUUGCUAUGUUGGUUUGUGCAGUGUGAUAUUAUCUGGAGGCCAUGUCUGUGAUUUUUUAACUUGGGUUGUUUUUUGGGGGGCUGGGGUGGUAAUGAUUCAUUUUUUGCAAAUUUUGCAAUCAAAUUUGUAUUCCUUUUUUCCGAGUAUCAUUAACUAAAGUUUUGAUGAAAAAUUUUAAAAAGUAAACACUUGUGUUUCUUGCUCUUUUACAAGUUUAUUAAUGUCAUCAAUUUUUUUAUUUUGUUUUGAUCAUGGUUAUUUUGGAAUCAAAAUUUCAUGGUUUCUCAAAAGGGUGUUUUUUUUCUUUUGAUAAUUGGACCCUCAUUUGAGGUUUUUGUUUUGAAACUGCAACAGAAAUGCAAGAAGCUAACAUAUUUAUUAAAAAAAAUAAGAAAAAAAAAGAGGAAAAGACAAAAUGUAUACUAAAAACAGAAAAAGUGAAAAUAUUUAUAUAUAUAAAAAAAGUUUCAUGUCUUCCAAAAAAUAUUUUUUUCUUUCAUUUUUGUAAUGAAAUCAUUUUUCUUAAAUUAAUUUUUUCUUCACAGUAUUAGAAUGCUAAGAUAAGCAAAAUAAAAAAAAAAAUCUUGAAUUUCUCCUUUCUUGACCAUGUAAAUUGAAUUUAAAAAAAAUUACUUUCAAAUUAAUUGAACAUUUAAACAAUGUCUUGUAAUGCGUCAGAAUCUGAGUUAUGAAUGUAUAUGAUAUUCAAUUUCAAUUUUACUUCUAUCAGAAAUGAGAAAAAGUCUUAACGUUGAAAGAAAUAAUUUCUUAUGCCAUUUUUUUUCAGUGUGAACACAUUUUUGUUGGGGGGGGGGAGGGAUGGGGGAGGGUUGGUAAUGUAAUGAUGCCAGUCUUUGUUUACAUAUGCACUUUUCUAUGGGAGCCAGGUGGGAGGAAAACCUACAAUCUCCCGUAAGAAAGCGCUCACGUAAACAAAACGUGACGUCAUUAUGUUUCAAGUCUAUUGCAUCCAGCAGUUAGCAGACAUGGCCUCCAGUGUGUGAAAGAUUGGAAGGAAUAUAUCUGGUUUCGACAAAUAACGACGAAGGUACUCAAUGUACAGUAUUAAUUAAAAACAGAAAGACAACAGAUGUAUUUACUAUAUUGUAAUAACUUCAGGUCUAAUUGCAGAGAUUCAUAAUACAAUGCACCACUGAGCGUUUUCCUCCAACAGACUGCUUCAUAUUUGGGGUCAACAUCCUGCUUCAUGUCAGCCCCGUAAAUUAAAUCUUUACACCUCAGUUCAUGUGCCAGAAAUAUGUCAAAACUGCCUUGUUAUCUAGACAAAAAGACUAUUUUACAGCGUCUUUAAAAAAAAAUGGGUGUUGACGUUCCAAUAAUGCAACACAGGUAAAGGAGGAUUUGCAUCUACGCUGGCAGCACGACUGUAUUGUGAAUUACUUUCAUAUGCUGAUCUACUACUAGGCACCGCCCACAGGGCACGUUGGCAACAACACGUGUGCCUGUCCAAUGCUACGCUGCGUGUUCGUGCCGCGCGCGUCAUACGCACAUUAGACUUGUGUUCACACAUGUGUGAUAUUAAUCAUGUCUGUGAUUGGUCAGUACCUGGUUGGGUGUGAUUUAAUGGAUCAGUCUAUUGUUUUCACACUUACGAUGGCAAACUUGUGCCAAAAUUGAAAAAAAUGAGACUGAGCACCAGCAGAUAAAAUGCUGUUCCGCUAACACUUGACCAAAUUGGAACUUUGUAGUCCAACUGAGUGUUCAACCCUAGUUGCCUAUUUCACCUUCAAUCUCCAGUAAACCCAUGUGACAGGAAAUAUUUUGAAAGAAUUCUGCAAUCUCUCUCUAUUUAAGCCUGUCCAUAAAACUUAUGUCCGUUUUUUUUUAAAUGAGAUUAUUAAUCGAAAAAUUGUUUUAAAUUAUCAGAAGUUUUUUCAGAGCAUUUUUUUUGAAUUUCGAAAUGUUUUUCCUGAAAGUUUCUUCUUCUUUUUUUGGAGACCGCCUCCUAAAAUCCUGUCCUUUCUAGAAAUUUCUAUAAAAUUUUCAAUAAGAUUUAGAUCUGCUUCUCAAAUUGUUUAUUUUUUUCGCUUCGCCCGCUCCCCCCCCCCCCUAAAAAAAGGGAAAUCAAAGAACAGAUCAAAUUGCCAACCGUCUUCGUAUCGCUUCCCUUAACGACACCUACAAUCGUGUUUAUGCAUUUUUUGUUUAUAAUUUUGAGUCAAACAGGGUCACAUGAUGCUGGCUUAUAGUGUCAAACGCUCCAAACUAUUUGGUCAAAGUUUAUGACUGUGUACAAAGGUACUGCUUAAAUAUACUGUACAAUGUAUCAACUAACAUCAUGCAUAUAUGAUUAUAUUAUUGUAUAAGAGAUUAAAAAACUAUGGAACAAAUUGUUAUUGUUAAUAAUAUAUGGGUGCUGUGUGAAGCAGGACCAUAUCAUGAAUAUAUGUCACCCAACUUGCUAACAAGUGGCUGCUAUGUAUAAAAUAAGUAUAUUGAGCAUAGAAUCACAUACAGCAAUCUUCAAUCUGUUUUUUGUUUUCUUUCGUAAGCUAUAAAAACUGCAAGGCAAUAGUUAAUUGAGCUUUUUUUAAAUUGAAAUUUCUUGUGACACUUGUUUUUCAGUGAUUUUGUGAAGGUGUGAAACCCGCAAUUGAAUUAUGUGUAUUUAUACCAUUUAAUGGGCAAGCCCCUCAGACUAUUACGUUUUAUAGUAUACAUCUGUGUCGCACUAUGUGUAACUAAGGAUUUUGCUGUGAAAUUUCUGGGCAUUAUUGGAUUUGAAGUAGGAGUCAUGUUUGUGCAUUGCAUAACUUUGUUUUGACUCCUUAAUCAAACAAAAGAGGGCACCGCUCUGUUGUUCACGCUGUUGUUUCACAUUAAGAGUCAAGCACAUGUAACAGCUAUAUAUUUUGAGAUACAUAUGUGACCAACACUAAUGAAAGUGUCAAAGUAUUCCUCUGACCACUAGCCUUGAAUAGCGCCCUCUAUGUAAGAUCUACUGCAAGUCAUGACACACAGGGCUGACAUUGUUCGAAACCCUUGCUUCAGAAAGCAUCUUUCAUAGCUUCACAAUAAGUUUCACCUUUCAAAUGCGUGCAAGUCAUUUUGUUUUGGUUCAAACCUUGCUUGUUGAUGUUGGUUUGCCCAUAACCUUGGAAGCUACCCAACCCUCAGAAAUCAAAUACUUCACUUGAUUCUUAAUAACAUGUAAAUGGACCUUCGCGCCAACUUGUCUUUGGGUUUGUACAAGUCCAUUUCUGAAACCGUGGCUUCAGCCUCGGACUGCCUGUUCCCAAUUUCAGAAUCCAAACUCGAGAUCACUCUGGCAUUAAAAAAGUGUCUAUGUUAUAAUAUUCUAAUCUUGAAAAGUGUAUAAGAGCCAACCAAAUCAAAGUUUCUUCAAACGAUUCCCGCUUUCAAGUGCAGUAGCUUGACCCAAGUCGACUACCACCCAAACUGGCCCCAAAUUAGGCAAUUCUAGUUCAAUGCGUGGUUGAAAUGUGGCAGAAAUGGAAUUUUUUAAAAGCCUUAUUGGAAAUGUUGUCGCCUUCCAGAAUAUAUGCAUAAGUACAAACAAUUUGAGAGAAAUCAGCCAAAGUUUGGUAUCAUUGACCCCAUGUCCCUUUUGGUGAUAAAAAAAAUGUUGGGUCCAAAGUUUGUGUGGAAUCAUUGUUUGAUCAACACGAAGUUUGUUUGUCUCAUCUAAAGUGAUGUGUAUUUGAUGAUCUUAAUCUCAAACAAUCAAAUGAAUUUUAAAUUUAAAUUUAACUGACUUCAUGCAGACAACUACGUUAAAGUGUGGAUAAAUGGGGCAAUGAUUAGUAAGUAUAACGAAUGACAUGUUACCAUGGCGAUGAGUACAAACAUUCCUUAAAAUCAGGCCCUUAAUUUUUAGACUCGUGUUGCAUUUCGUUAAAAUUAUGUCAUUAUUUGUUAUGUUAUUAAUUUAUUAUUUAUUCAAUUGCUUCGUAAAAAGUGACAUCUGUUUUAGAACUUUGAAUUGGAUUUUAAAGAAAUUGAACCAAUUUUUUUUUCCACUGGUACCCACAUGGUGUAGUUACACGCAAACAAGCAUUGCCAAACUGUAUGCACUGUAAGAACUAUUAUCUGUCCCAAGUGUCUCACUGUUUAAUUUUCCACGAAUGAAUUAAUAAAUAGUAACAUUGAUUAUGUUACAAACGAGCAUUCAAA
This is a messenger RNA of Patiria miniata (bat star), 6937 nucleotides long. RefSeq names its product RNA polymerase II elongation factor ELL-like. NCBI's taxonomy places the organism in Eukaryota, Metazoa, Echinodermata, Asteroidea, Valvatida, Asterinidae. The record is from RefSeq and is a predicted model, not a curated record. Gene Ontology annotation, molecular function: cis-regulatory region sequence-specific DNA binding. The transcript is spliced from 11 exons. Gene Ontology annotation, cellular component: transcription elongation factor complex. Gene Ontology annotation, biological process: transcription elongation by RNA polymerase II; snRNA transcription by RNA polymerase II; positive regulation of transcription elongation by RNA polymerase II. Bases 52 to 1848 code for a protein of 598 amino acids.